GGGUCGAAUGCGUGACCGGCGAGGCUGAGUCCUCACCCGUUUGAUAUCAUCUCGCCAGUUGCAAAUUUCGUGCUCCCUCUUUUUUUCUCUUCUCCUUCAUGCUCCAUCUACUCGUUCCGCGCUGCCAGUCACUCUCUGUAGUGACAUUUUACCGCUCCAAGACCGCCGCCCCCGCCUCUACUCGAGGCUUUACCCUUCUCCCUAGUGUGGUGAGUUUGCGAGGUCGUUUUCCUCGGACCAAGUCGACUUCUUCUAGAAGUCGGCAUUGUUGGGCAACUGAUUGAUCAGUUGUUCUCCGGUCCUUGGAAUCCUUCAAUAGCAGCUCACCCACUCUUCCGUCGUCAUGUCUCAACCACCUCAACAGAGUAGUGGCAAGACCACAAAGGAGCCGGCUGCUCCCAAGACUGGCCCCGAAGCCAAGGCUGCUCAGGAUACCGCCCCUGCCCCAAAGACCGACAAGCAGCUGUUGGCUUAUAAAUACUACUGCCUCGUGCACGUUGGUGGCAUCACGGCCGAAUUUGUCUAUUACGCCAACCCAGCUCAUUCGCACUGGCGCGGAUUUACGUUGAACCUGCCUCGUGGCGCCAGCAACGUCGAGGAUGGCUUCGGCACUUUCCACAGUUUCGAUCCCCAGCAGCGAAAGGCGUCGGUCUCCCAAGAGCUCAGCUUGCAUGUCCGCUUGCCCAUGCACAAGACCAAGGCCCAAGCAUGGGAGUGGCCUCCAGAGGAUCGCGAGGAAUACCGGACUGGUCCUUGGAUCCGAAUCCACCUACAGGUCGAUGAGGACGCCGAAGUCGAGGUCGAUAACUGGGGCAUGCCUUACGAGAACAAAGGACACCCCUGUGACGAGUGGAUCAACGGCGCGGCAUCGGUGGGUGGUAUACGCCUGGUCGACUUCUUGAAGGGACGGGAUUUCUUCUUCUCCGUCCGGGGCCCGAAGACCCCCCAUAUCUACCUCGAAAAGUUCGAUCUGUCCACCAAGCUCGCCAAAGGCCAAGAGCUUCCUUACGGCAAUGAUCACGGUUGGAAUCCCGCCCUCUACCGUGGACCGAUGAGCGAGGAUAUCAGGGGCGAUCAGUUUGAGCUUUGCAUGCGCUUCGACGAUACGAAUGCGCUCAUAGCGACCAUUUCCCAGUCCGUCUUCCAGGACCAGUUCUGGGUCGCCGAAGAGGCCAUGAAGAUCUUCAAGACCAAGCUUCCGGCCUACCUCCUCCCAAAGGGCGACGAAGAGCCCGAAUGUUCCAGUUUCUUCCUGAUCGUCAGACUGAACAAGGCAUUCCGUAUCACCUUUGCGGAUGCUUGGGCGCGCCUUCAAAAGGGAGACGGCACGGACCGCAUUUGGGUGAGCUUCUUCGAAGACCAGUAUGAGCUGGACUGGGCUCGUUUCAAAGACGACCACAAGAAGUGGGGAGAAGAGGCUUAUGCGCUCAGCACUCUAGCUGACCUUCGGGUCAUCGAAAGACCGGACAGGUUUCCGGUGCUCAAGAACCACGGCCUCGAUGAGUUUGACCUGGUGCUCAACUACGGGAAGCCCCUGGAGAUCCCGGAACCGUCAGUGGUUCUGAGAGAGUUCUCCUCCCGUCAGCAAGCCCUGGACGCCCUGGCCGCCGAUAGGUCGUCUUGGAACACGGUCACGUUGGCGCUUGACCCCCAACUCGCGGACACACAGUCCCUGGUGGAGGCUGUCUCGGAAAUGGACAAUGGCUCGAAGCGGACAUGUGACAGGCCUGACUUCCGCAAGGACAAGGACGCUGCCGCACUCUCCCAGUCCCGGAUAAUUGAGUUGUGGUCUGGUCGAGGCUUCUGGCGAACCCAGCUCGAGGCAAGGAAUCCUCGCGCGGCGGAGCGCCUCGGCGUGCUCAGCAUGCUCAGCAUGCUGUCCCUCGAGUCCCGUCCAACUUUCAAAGAACGGGAAUGGGCCUUGCCCACGACGAACCUGCUGCCCGAGGACAGUCUCUACUGGGAGGCUCUGAAGACCGACGUGGACCGCGACGACGUGCAACAGUUCGAACGCCACAUGGCCCGAGCACCACUGGGGAUCGUGCUCAUUUCUGCGGGUGCAGGGUACGGCAAGACAACCCGCGCCGCCGUGGCAGCCCUAUGCCUGGUCGAUCGGUUCAAGAAGGUCUACGCCAGCGGUCCGACGCACAUUGCUGUCAACAACUUCCUCGAGCGAACGGACAGGCUCGAUGCCAAAGCCGUCGACUACUGCAGGAACAGCAAUGGGGCCGACCAAGGACGCGUGCGCCGCCUGAUUGUUCGUGUCCGGGGACAAGGUGCCGAGGUGCAUGCCAUCCGACGGCUCCUCGAGAACCCUGACCUGACCGAGUCCGAAUUGUUCCCGUGGCAGGUUGGCCGCAACGAUCGCUGGCAGCUCCAGAACUCGGCGACGUACUGGCUGCUGAAGAUCUUUGGAUCUCCGGCCGUGGCAGCGCUGGACGAUCGCGACCCGGCGGCCGUGGUGGCCUUACACAAGGACAUCGCGUCCAUCCAUGGCGGGCAACGCUUGCUCGACGCCGUCAAAGCUGGCGAUUGGGACAUUGUCGCCGUGCAUCCGACUGUCUCACCAGAUUCAUUGUCCUGUCUCACGUGUCAAUUGCUGCAGGAUGCUGACAUGAUCUUCUCGACACCUGCGGCGAGUAGGCAUGGCACUUGUCUGGAUUGGAAGCAGCACCAUGCCGCGGCCUUUGCCGUCGACGAGGCAGCCAAUAUGAAGCGGGCUGACAUGAUGCGGCUCUGGGGCAACUGCCUCCAGCCAAUGGUGAUGUCAGGGGACGACGAGCAGCUCGAGCCGGCGGUGAUGACCGAGUAUAACCAGGACGGCAAGGGGCGCUUCCUCAACCGGCACUUUCAAGACGGCAAGAUGUCGGCCAUGCAGUGGCUCAAAGCCCACAGCUGGCCCGUCUACGUCCUGACCAAGCAGUUCCGCAUGGCUCGUGGCAUGAUGGACGCUAUUAGCGACAUUAUAUACCCCGAGGUCAAGCUCGUCUACGCGCCCUCGUGCGAUAUCACAAAUGCCGUCCAUCGACCCGGCGUCUUGUUAGACGAGUUCCUGCGCGAGAAGUUCCCCUCGAUAGCGCCCGCGCCGACCGACAAGCUCUAUCCGGCUUUUAUGCAUUGCCCCGAGACAUUCACCUACCUGAACCCCGUGACGCAUGGCAAGUCAAACCACGAGCAAUGCGAACGAGCGCUCAACUUCUGGUGCGAGUUCUCGGAAUGGGUCGAGGCCAAGGGCGGCGUUCUGGAUCAUCGUCAGAUUGUCACUAUUUGCCCAUACAAGGCCAAUCUCGAGGUGAUCCAGAGCCUGCGUCGGAAGUCCAAGUACGCCCGCCUGGACAAGAUGCCGCCCGCCGCGACUGUCGACUCGUUUCAGGGCAAGGAGGGUGAUCUCGUCUGCCUGAUCCUGGGCACCACGUGUGCCGUUGGCGCCGGUUUCACGUCGAACCGUAACCGGCUCAACGUAGCCUGCACGCGUCACAGGUCCGGUCUGGUCGUCUUUGGCGACAUUCACGUCAUGGGAGCCGUAGACGGCGUCGAGAACCAGACGGGCAAGGGAAAGGGAAAGGGCAAGGGCAAGGGCAAGGGCAGCAACAAGGUGAUGACGCCGGACGGCAAGAAGGUGCUGCAUUUCACGGCAGAGGGGAUCAAGGCCUCCAGUCUCAAAGGCCCUUUGAGGGAGUUGUUGAAGUGGUUUGGGGAGAAGAAGCGUGUGGGCGUCAUCCGGGGCGAGGAGAAGAAGACGGAGUGA
This is a messenger RNA of Emericellopsis atlantica, 3748 nucleotides long. Its product is annotated as P-loop containing nucleoside triphosphate hydrolase protein. Gene Ontology annotation, molecular function: 5'-3' DNA helicase activity. NCBI's taxonomy places the organism in Eukaryota, Fungi, Ascomycota, Sordariomycetes, Hypocreales, Bionectriaceae. The transcript has 5 exons. Bases 344 to 3748 code for a protein of 1134 amino acids. The record is from RefSeq and is a predicted model, not a curated record.